This is a messenger RNA of Glossina fuscipes, 3195 nucleotides long. It is a transcript of the gene Ciz1, whose product is annotated as glutamic acid-rich protein. The transcript is spliced from 8 exons. The coding region runs from base 123 to 2915 and encodes 930 amino acids. NCBI's taxonomy places the organism in Eukaryota, Metazoa, Arthropoda, Insecta, Diptera, Glossinidae. The record is from RefSeq and is a predicted model, not a curated record.
UAUAUUUUAAAAUAAUUCUUAAAGAAUUAUUAAGCAGAAAAGAAAAGAUUCUUGUAUUUCUCAUACACUUGAAUUGUGAGGUCUUUAAAGUGUAAAACGUCAAUUUGUUAGAAUUGUAGUAAAUGGCUCGUGGUUUUCGUGGUUAUGGCUCACGCGGUGGCGGUAGCGCUUCCGGCCGCGGCUCUUCUUAUCGCUCAUCGAAUUAUGGUGGCGGUCGUUUAAAUAAUUCCGGUCGCUCAUCAGAUCGGUACGCAGGCGCCAGUGGUUCGGGGCGGUACAGUUCAGGUGGCCCUAGCGGUAGCAGUGGCGGGGGACACUAUAACUCACGCAAUCGAGAUCGAUUUAACAGUAGCUCCAGCAGUAAUCGUCAUGAUUCUGGUGGCCACAAAAGAAGUUACAGGGAUUCAUCACGCGAUCGCUCAGGUGACCGGAAGAGGCCGCGUCAAGAUGAAUAUAGACGUAAUUCAUCGUCUACGGGUAGAGGAAAUCGUACCCCACCGCCCCCACCACCGCCAAUGUCCUCUGGUGGUGCGUCAUCGUCUGGCUAUAGAAGCAGUAAUGCCAGAGCCACCAAUAAUUCACGUCAUAGCGAACGUGCCAACUCCAAAAGUAGACAUCGUUCAUCGCCUAUGGGGCCACCAUCAAAGCGAAUACCGAUUCGAAGUAGCUUCGCCUCACGGUCACGGGGUGCACCAUCCAGUCGUGGCGUGCGUUCGGCACGUGGUGGUCCGGUACGUGUAUUGCGCCGAGAAUCAAAUGACCUGCGCAUCAUGAGACGCAAAUUAAUGUUUGCUCAGCAAAAAGAUCGUGCUCGCGUCUUAAAAAUAGCACGUCUAACGAGCUCCCUUAGACGGCGUCGCCUAGAGAGACAUAGCACCAAGAGUCCGCGACGUUCUUCACGCAGUGCCAAAAAAACUGCGUCCAGUGAUGACGACGAUGAGACUAGCAAAAAAAAUAAACGCAAACACAGCGACAAUGAGGAAGAUAACGACGAUAACAAUACAAAACGCGACGACAAAGAUUCGGUAGGUGCUAAUAAACGUUCCGGUACUUCAAAACGUGCAAAAUCCAACGAUAAACCAAUUGCUGAAGAUGAGGUAGGUGUUAAAAAUACUAGAGUUGAUGAUGAACAUGGUGAUGUCGUCGCAAAGGAGGAAAGUGUAGAGACUACUGAGAAAAGUAGAAGUGGUGAAAAAAAGAAAUUGUUGACGUCCAUUAAAAAAGAUAAUGAUGAACACACGGAGGGUGAAGGAGAAGAAAAGGAUAAAAGUGAUGACGAAGUAAGUGUAGACAAAACAGCUGAUGGUAGUUCAAAUGUUGCAAUCGAAAAAGAACUAAAAAAGGAAGGUAAGAAAAAGGAUGAUUCUGGUGAAGGCAAUGGUGAGGUUAGCUCCAAAAAAUCAUCUACCAAAAAAUCAUCUUCAAAAAAAGAUGAUAAGGAUAAAGACGAGAGCAAACCGUCGAGCAGUAGCCCCAAGAAAAAUAAACGCAGCAGCGAGGAUGAGGAAGGUAGUACCAAAGAUCGGAAGUUGCGUGCUAGCCGCAGAGAAGAGCAGAGCAGUCCCCAGAGACGUAAUCAAAAAUACAUAAAAUUAACUUGUAUACAUUGUCACGCAAAAUGUGUAACUUUUAAGGAGUACACCUAUCAUUUGAGUUCACGCACUCACAAGGCAACUCUUCGUCAAAUAGCUAUACGUCAAAGAGCUCAUCUAUUGCGAUUAAGGGCUCGUCAGCGUACCGCUCAAAGAGAAAUAGAAGAAAAAUCAAAAGAGACGUACGAGUCGAAGUUUUGUCAUCUUUGUCGAUUGCAUUACCGUCAGCCAAAGGCCAAACAUCAGUUAUCUGAACAUCAUAAGACAAUGAAAAAAUUUUUAAUGCCAUACUGCUCUACAUGCCAUUUAGCAUUCAAAAGCCCAAUGCUAUAUGAAACUCAUCGCUGUUCGUUAGAACAUAUUAAAAAUAAGGCGCGCAAAAAUGAUUCAGAUAGCGAUCAAAGCGGCGAUGCUAAUGAUGAUGAUGAUGGAACACGAGAAAUCGAUUUGAAUAAAUUUAUGACCGUUGACUCAGUGGGUGAAAUCGAUGAAGCUAUAGAUGAAGAGGUUGAAGCUCUGCUUAACGAGACUAAUAUGGAAGGUGUUGAUGAGGAUGAAGAUGGUGAACGUGCUCCAGUUGGGGCUCAAUUUGUGAAAGAAAUUACUGCCUUUUAUUGUGAACUUUGCGAACAUUAUUCGGCCGAUAAAAGCACAUUGCAAAUAUAUACCAAGAAACAUUGCAUGCAAAGGUCACAUCUGAAGGCUUUCCUAAGAUUCAAAGAGGAAGACGAGAAGGCUAAAAAGCGAUCUAAAGAUAAAGAGAAGGAGAAAAAGAAAUCUGAAAGUGAACACGACAAAAUUCAUGAUAAUGAGAUAAAAGAGGAGAAAAUUGCUGAUGAAGAAUGUGCCGAAACAAACGGUACGGAUGAAAAAGGCGAGGAUGAAGAAGAACACUUGUUGGAAAAUUUGGACGAAACUGAAGAGCAAGCAGACGAUCAAUUAUGGGAAGAUGUUGAUAAAGAUUUAGGUGAUUUACUUAGGGAAGUUGGCCCUGAUGAACGUGACGAGGAUGAUGAGGAGGAAGAAGAUGAAUCUGUACUGAAUAUCGAUAUUGAAAGUGAAAAACCGAAAAUCAAGGAGCUCAAUGGUAAGAAAGAAGAAAUAAUUGUAGUCAACGCUUCGGCUAACGAAGAUAAAUCGGAAAAUGGUAUUAAAACAGAUACCGAAGAAGAAACACCCACCACAAUAACAUCUCAGACGCCAUCGGCGAACCCAGCACCGAUAACGCCAGCGGUCACCCCAGUAACUACAAAGCCCAAACCGCAACGUAAAUCGAUUCACAAAAUAUCUUCCGUGAAAACCGCUGUAGAAGCUAAAGAAUAAACUCAUCAUCUAGGGAUUCGUAUCAUAUGAAAUUUCAAUGAAAUUGUUGCAUCGUAAUUUAAAACUAGAAAGUCUUAAUUUCUCUCUUUCUGUUUCUACUUACUCUGUAGGUGUUUUACUGUUUACCAAUCUUUUAGCGAGUUUUUCUGAUAUGAAUUUUUCCUUAGAUUUUAGAUUAUUACGCGUACAUACAUCAAUAUAUAAACAUAAAAUGAACAAAAAAUAAAUAUAAACUUAAUUACUACAGGUACAUAUAUAUAAAUAUAUAUAUAUAUAUAUA